Daldinia caldariorum is the source of this 1158-nucleotide messenger RNA. RefSeq lists its product as uncharacterized. NCBI's taxonomy places the organism in Eukaryota, Fungi, Ascomycota, Sordariomycetes, Xylariales, Hypoxylaceae. The coding region runs from base 192 to 947 and encodes 251 amino acids. The transcript has a single exon. The record is from RefSeq and is a predicted model, not a curated record.
UUAUUAUUCUCUUACUUCUAUGGCUACGACAUCUCGCAUACAAAGGUAAGGGUUUGCAUAUCUAUACUGCCCUGGACCAAAUACUGGGUAUCACCACAAAAACUUCUCGUCUACAAAUAUGUGCUUCGUAAUCGGAAGUAACUCUAAGCCUCGCCGGUCUAGCCACACAGGUAAGGGAAACAAAAUUCAUCAUGCCCAACAACUCAUCUCCGGAAAAUAGUAGCACUACUCCUCCCACGAGGCACUCACUAUUCCCUCUUUACACCACUCCUACUCCCUUUGCACCUUUCUCCCAUGAACCACAGCUCUGUUCGUGCGACCAGUGUGUGGCUACUAGGCUAUACCAACGUGUGAAUCUAAGAUCUUCUCCUUUAGAAGUCCCUGGAAGCAAUGCGACCCCAAAUAUCCGACUAGAUCAUCAGGAGAUGAAGACCUCGAGAAGAAGUAGCAUAAGAAGAUCAGAUUUGGAUUUCCAACCGAGAUAUCACCAAUCGCCACCACUGGUCGUGCCGCCGCCCCACCACACCGAGAUGGCUUAUCCGGAGAUUUACAUCUAUCCCAAAAAAUCACACAUCACGUUUCCAGUGGUCAACUACAGCUCGGCAAGUCGGGUUCAGAAUCGCUCGUCCUGGCCGGUGUGCUACCUAGCUAUCUCGCCGAAGUUCGCGGAACCUGCCGAUUUUGAGGAGGCGCUAUCACCGCCUGGUUCUGGGCUUGCCGUCGUAGCGCGGCUGUCUAAGACGCAAAAGACAGCCCCUCUACGCAUGUUUCGAGAUGCCUCGGAGCUUCGUAAAGAAUCAAUUCAACUAGAAGUCUGGGACGAAAGUGCCAUCAAGGUGCCUGGGAAGAAGGAUUACGGAACAGACAUUGAAACCGACAUCCCUAAUAGUACCGAAGCUGAAUCGUCAAAGAAAAAGAGGGCAGGGAAUCCGGUACAGGCGAAGUAGGCCUAGAGCCAUCGAGCUGGUUUCGUUGAGAGAUAACAAUGAAUUGAUGUGUUGUUAAUAAGGAAGAUGCUACGGAUUGGUAGAUGACUACAUUGUGCCAGCUACUACGCAUUCACGUUGGCUUGUUCUGUAUCAUCUAGAUUUAUUCCAUAUCCAUUCGUCGUACCUUGCUUGGGCAUUUUUUCUAUGUUAGCCAUGCCACUAGAACAUC